Arachis stenosperma is the source of this 1569-nucleotide messenger RNA. RefSeq lists its product as uncharacterized. Lineage: Eukaryota; Viridiplantae; Streptophyta; Magnoliopsida; Fabales; Fabaceae. The coding region runs from base 1 to 1569 and encodes 522 amino acids. The record is from RefSeq and is a predicted model, not a curated record. The transcript is spliced from 5 exons.
AUGUCGACUCGCGGACGCAGUCGAGGGCAAGGUAGAGGUAGGAUAGGCACCGUUACUCCUGGCCUGGCAGGGAAUGAUCCAGUAGACUUCAUGGCUGCCCUGGGAAAUAUGGCUGCAGCUAUGCAGGCAACAGCCGGGGCACUAGGUAAUCAGAUAAACCAAGGCAAUCACGGGAACAAUAAUGAUGAGGACGGCCCUAUGACACUUGCUACAUUUCUGAAAGUUCACCCUCCAACCUUUAGGGGAACCUCAAAUCCCACUGAUGCAAAUAAUUGGAUUCAGAAAUGUGUGACGAAGGCGGCAGCAGAGAAGGGAAAUUUGAGGGUGCCUUUUCAGAGGACUUCAGGAAGGGACUUUGCUCUGAGUGAUAGGAAUUUCAAGCGUGAAGGUUUUGUCCCGCAGCAGAAUCAAGGCCAGGACAAUAACAGAAUGCCGAAUACUAAUCCCGAGUAUUUGGUCAAUAAUUGUCUAGAGAAGAAGAAGUAUGAGACUGGUAGGGUACAGCAGCCGGGGAGAGUGUACACCACUUUUGCAGCAAGUACUGAGGGAUCUGACACACUGAUUAGAGGAGCAACUCAUUCAUUUAUUGCAUUUGAAAAGGCUAAUGAAUUAGGAUUGAGAAUGGUGGUUUUAGGUUAUGAUUUGAAAGUGCAUAAUGCUACUCAUGAAGCUAUGGUGACUAGGUUAGAAUGUCCACAAGUUCCAUUUCAAAUACAACAGCGUGAAUUUGUGCAUGAUUUAAUUUGUUUGCCGAUGACUGGUCUUGAUCUCAUCUUGGGAUUGGAUUGGUUAUCUAAGAAUCAUAUUUUUCUUGAUUGUUCUGAGAAGUUAGUACAGUUUAUGCCGGAAGGGUCAGAAGCGUCGGUUGUGGUGAAUAGUUACUAUUUGAACUCUAUGAUAGUAAAUUAUUCUGGAACUGAAUGUCAGGGUAUUAUGUUAUUAACUGCGGGAGUAUCAGGUGAUGAUAAGAGUUUAGAGCAUAUUCCGGUUGUAUGUGAAUUCCCAGACGUGUUUCCGGAUGAUAUUAAUGAAUUUUCACCUAACUGGGAGGUUGAAUUUGCAAUUGAGUUGGUGCCUAGAACUGGUCCGAUUUUGAUUACUCCUUACAGGAUGUCACCUUUAGAAAUGGCUGAAUUGAAAGCUCAGCUGGAAGAUCUGUUGAGUAAGCACUUUAUUUAUUCGACCAAGUGUUUCUCCAUGAGGGUUAGCGAUGAAGAUAUUCUGAAAAGUACUUUCAGAACACGUUAUGCUCAUUAUGAGUAUACGGUGAUGUCUUUUAGGUUAACCAAUGCUCCAGUAGUAUUUAUGGAUUAUAUGAUCAGGAUUUUUCGGCCGUACCUAGACAAGUUUGUUAUUGUCUUCAUUGAUGAUAUUCUUGUUUACUCUAAGACUGAGGAGGAGCAUGCUGAUCACUUGCGAACUGUGCUGCAAAUUCUGAGAGACAAAAAGUUAUACGCUAAGUUAUCUAAAUGCAAAUUUUGGAAGAGUGAGGUGAAGUUUCUCGGUUACGUAGUGAGCAAUCAGGGAAUAGCUGUAGAUCCUGCUAAGGUGGAAGCAGUAAUGAAAUAA